UCGAUAAAAAAGUUACCUACAUACAUCGCAUGUCAAAAUAAUUUCAAACGAGGGAUGAAGCGAUAAAAAAUUCAAUUAAAUUAGAAAACGAAAAAAAUUGCUUCAUUAUGCCUAUUCACCGAAUAGUGGCUGUUUCUAGGGUAUUGUUACAAUGUAAUAGUUCAAAUUUUAUUUUAAAACCUAAGAUUCAACCAAUCAACAAGUGCAGGUUUCUAACAGUAGACAAACCAAAGCAAACAAAAGCUCUAAAAAAUGAAAAAGAAAAAGUACGAAUGUACAUUGUUCAAAGAUACAUUGACUAUGUGAAAAAUUACAUGUCAGCUUUGGAAGUACGGUUCCCCACAGCUGUUCGAAUGUACAGAGUGUUCAGCAUUGGAAUAAAGGACUUCCUACGAGAUUUGAAAACUUACAUAUCAUUGAGGAUAAAAAUAACAAAGGACAAAGGCUUUUCGAAAAUGAGUAGGAAAGAUAUCGAACUCUUUCAGAAGAUGCCAUCGGACAUGUUAAGAAUAGCCCCUGUGCUGGUGUUGUCAGCAAUUCCAUUUGGAAACUAUGUUAUUUUUCCAUUAGCGUUUCUUCGGCCAAAGACACUAUUGUGCUCUCAUUUCUGGUCGAUACAGCAAAGAGUAGAUUUCUCUCGUCAGGAUUUGACUGAACGUCUCCGUAACAACAAACCUGUCUUCCGGGCUCUGCAAGCGAAGCUGGAUAUGAUUCAGGACAGUGGACUAAAGGAGAAAUGGAGUAGAAUACUGGCACUGUUAGGAUCUGGAGUCCACCCUACGCCAAAUGAUAUAUUGGAGUGCAAAGAUUUGUUUACAAAAGAACCAUACCAAUUGAAUAAUUUGACGUAUUCGCAUAUGGGCUACCUUCUCAAAAUGCACGGGCUAAGGAAAAACCUGUUCAGAACAAAUAAACUGAAAUAUCACGCAUUUCUACUUUUGGAAAUGGAUAAAGCGAUUGUGAGGGAGGGUGGGGUGGAGAAACUCAAUAUGGAUACUUUGUGUUAUGCCUGCCACAUCAGAGGUCUACACAGCAGUCACUUGUCGAACAAACACAUGCGAGAGUGGCUCAAACAAUGGCUCCUUGUCUCAGUAAAUGUGGACAAGAAUUCAUAUUCUCUAAUCCUCCACUGUCCAAUAUUCUUAGCGUAUAAUCAUCCACAAAAUUGGAUGUUAAUUUAUUAAUUUAAUUCCUAAUGUACACGUUGAAAGUGAUAUUAUAAAAUUGUUGUUUAUUGUUUGUUAUUUAUUGCAGUAUUCGUCUUGGAGACGUUAAACUAGUAAUGUCAUACUGUUGUAAUUUAACGAUUUGCGGUUAGCGCUGAUGAAUAAGAGUGAGAGAGACAACACUAUGCGGCGCGAUAUUAUAGCAGUCAGUACGUUACGACGUCGCGACGCCCGUUUGGCACCUCUAAAUACUUCAAACGCCUCUAGCACCCGUAUUUUAACGUGUUUACUCAAGACGCGGCCUCAGCUAAGCAUUUUGGCAAUUUAAGUUGUCGACUUGAGGACUUUAGUCACUGGAGUCCAGCAUGUCAUACUGCCAACAUGAUAAAAAAAUAUUGGCGUCAUGGCUUCACUCAACUCAAGAUAAGGUUGAGGCGACAUCUAAAAAUGGCGAUUUUGAGCUGAGUUCGAUAAUCGAGGAAGGUUUGAGUUAACAGCUCAGGAAUACGGGUGUAAGAUACAACAUGCUAGACCUUCAAUAGCGUUCAAACUUGUAGCAAAACGAAAUUUAAAUUGUAUUUCAAAUGUCCAACGGCGCGCUUUGAUUGUAAAGUGCAGUGACCUUUAUAUAGUUAUAAAUAUUGGAGGGUCCAAUAUUUGAUACUACGGCCUUAUACCUACUUACUUCGUACAGUUUACGAAUGCCGCUGCGAAUUUGUUUUUUAAAUGUAUUUAAUAAUUUUGCUACGCUUACAUUAUAAUAAACAAGGCUAAGCCAUUA
Messenger RNA from Pectinophora gossypiella (pink bollworm), 1947 nucleotides. RefSeq names its product LETM1 domain-containing protein 1. The record is from RefSeq and is a predicted model, not a curated record. Gene Ontology annotation, molecular function: ribosome binding. Gene Ontology annotation, cellular component: mitochondrial inner membrane. The transcript is spliced from 4 exons. NCBI's taxonomy places the organism in Eukaryota, Metazoa, Arthropoda, Insecta, Lepidoptera, Gelechiidae. Gene Ontology annotation, biological process: intracellular monoatomic cation homeostasis. The coding region runs from base 108 to 1184 and encodes 358 amino acids.